Messenger RNA from Nicotiana attenuata, 1470 nucleotides. RefSeq lists its product as uncharacterized. The record is from RefSeq and is a predicted model, not a curated record. Bases 81 to 1142 code for a protein of 353 amino acids. Lineage: Eukaryota; Viridiplantae; Streptophyta; Magnoliopsida; Solanales; Solanaceae. The transcript has 5 exons.
CGCCUUGGACUCCCCAAGACCAACACUCCAGCCUUCAGCCCUCCACUACUACCCAAUUCAAGAAGAAAGCACAGUACAAAAUGGCAAAGAAAACCCAAAAUGACCUCGAAAAUUCCGACCCGCUUCCAAACUCCGGUGUUGUUGAGUGGCCCUGUAAACCCACUGCUGAAUCGUCAGGCUGGCCUUCCAGCUGGCCAAAUGACAGUUCAAAAUCAAAGUUACAAACCCCUUUGCCCACCGCCGAAGACGAGGCCGCGAACAAGGCUCAACUUCCGGCAUUGCUCGCUAUUUCCGAAUAUUUGAAGUCUACACUCACCCUAGACGACGAUGAAGAUGAUUUCUCCGAGUAUAUAACUGACGACGAGGAUGAUUUCGACAGUGAAGAUGAGGAGGAAGAGGGUUUUAAAGACUACGAUUUUUUCGUGAAAUUGUUCAAGGAAGAUGAUGGUUUGAGAGAGUACUAUGAGACAAAUCGUGAUAAUGGAGAGUUUUGUUGUCUUGUGUGUUGUGGGGUGCGUGAGAAAGGGUGGAAGAGGUUUAAGAAUUGCGGGGCUCUUGUUCAGCAUGCCGUAUCCAUUGCUAAGACCAAGAAGAGGCGGGCUCAUCGGGCUUAUUGUCAGGUCGUUUGUGAAAUUCUUGGUUGGGACGUUAAUCGCCUUCCCUCCAUUGUCCUUUCUGCAUGUGAUAAACCGGUUAAGGCUGAGGGGAAUGCAGAUGAUGAUGGCGGUGAAGAUUGUUUGAGUGGUCAAUGCAAAACCACAAAUUCUGUAAGUAUCAGCAAUACUGAGGAGUCUCUGUCGAAAUUGUCUUUGAUUAAUGAAAGCCAACAAGGUAAAGGUGCUGGCUCUACAGACUUAGAGUACAAUUCUCCAAGUGAAGCCACUGCCAAAAGCUUGGAAGAUCUAAGCAAAGGUAUUCCUGAAACAACCAAAGACAAUGAGGAGGGAGUCUUUAACUUUCUGGGGAAUACUGUGAGCAAAGACAGUGCUGAUGGACUCUUGGAAGAUCUCAGCUGUCUAAGUCUCGAAACACUGAAAGUGAAUGCAGAGAUUGCAUCCAAUUGGGUGGAACCUUCCAAAGAGUGGCCAGUUGUUGCAAAUGAAGAAAAAGAGAGUCAGGAGGAUGAUAAUGUUCAUAAAUGACAGGAGUUGCUAUAUAGAAGACAUGUGAUGCAAGGUGGAAUGGUUUUAAUGUCUCAAGUUGCUGUAUGCAUUUGAGAUGUCUUGUUCUAGGUCAUGUCGUAAUGAUGUCUACUUUUGCUAGUUUAGAUGAAUGUAGUUGGGAGGAUAGGUUUUGUAUGUAGAUGGAAAAUCUUUGUUAGAUGAACAAGUCAGUGAUCUAGGUUAACCACUUAUGUAAGAAUGACACCCUAGUUGUUUCUUUUAUAUCCAUCCUUAUGUUGACAUUGACAACAAUUGAUCUAAAUGCUUCGGUGCUUUAAUGAUGGAACAUUUGUACUUUGGCAGGCCU